AUGAUGACAGCUAGGGUAGAUUCGACCGAAAUGGCUUCGGUGCCAGGAACCGUGCAUCUGGUCGACUUGGACCACAGUAUGCAAGCUCGUCAUGCCGGCAACGGAGACAUCAUUCUUGAUCCAGCGCCCUCGAAUGAUCCCGAUGAUCCACUCAACUGGACUCCACGCCGCAAGCUCACAUCAUCAAUAUGUACCAAUCUGUAUACAUGGAUGGUGGGCAUCGCUGUGUCAACAGUAUACUCGGUUCUUGUUCCAUUAUCUGAAGCAUCCGGUGUAUCUGUGUCGACGCUGAAUGAGGGAACUGGGUACAUGUUCCUCUUUCUUGGGUGGGGACUGCUCUUCUGGCAACCUUUCGCUCUUCGGUACGGGAAGCGUCUUACGUUUCUGAUAUCAGUCAUUGGUGCAAUAGGAUGCAGUAUUUGGAGCGCGUACGUCAAAAGCAAUGGCGAAUGGAUAGCCAGAUGUAUCGUCAUGGGCUUCUUUGUCGCUCCGGUCGAAGCUCUGCCCGAGAUCUCAGUAACCGACGUAUACUUUACUCACCAGCGCGGUAAAUACAUGGGCUUCUACGCUUUCUCGCUAGCCGGAAGUAACUACUUCGCUCCCAUCAUCUCAGGAUUUAUUGCGGAAGGCCAAGGCUGGCAAUGGGUCUUCUAUUGGCCAGCAAUCUUCCUUGCCGUGACGUUGAUCUUCUUGUUUUUCUUCAUGGAAGAGACUAACUACACACGCAAGAUCGAGGGGAUAGCUAUCACUAGCUACUCUUCACAGACAGACCCAUCCAAGGUAGUGGACCAAGAGAAAACUGACGCAACGACUUCGCCGUCCAACGUGAGCGAUGAUAUGCGAGUGUCAACCAAGACUUUUGUCCAAAAGCUAUCUCUAUGGCAGACAUCUCCAGGAGCGAACGUCUUCGAGCGCGCAAAGCGUAGUCUAAUGUACCUUAGCUGGCCCGUUAUCUUCUACGCAGGGUUCAGCUAUGGUUCCUACCUCAUUUGGUUCAACGUCUUAAACGCCACUGCUUCCAUCAUUCUUGGCGGACCAGGAUACAACUUCAAGCCCUCUAUGGUCGGUCUUAGUUACGUAUCUUGUUGCAUUGGAGUCAUCGUUGGGGCGCUCUUUUCAGGACGCUUCAGCGACUGGCUGACGAUCAAACUUGCGCGUCGAAAUAAUGGUGUCAUGGAAGCUGAGCAUCGUUUAUGGCCUUUCGCAGUGUGCCUGGUAAUGGUUCCGGCAUUCUUGAUACUCUGGGGUGUUGGUGCUGCGCAUGGCGUACACUGGUUCGGGCUCGUCUUUGCUAUGGGAUGUGUAGCGUUCACAUCGUCUGUUGGUGUCACACUUAGUGUGAACUACAUGAUCGAUAGCUACCACGACAUCAGUGGCGAUGCAAUCGUGACGGUUAUCUUGAUUCGCAACACUAUGUCAUUCGCCAUAAGUUACGGUAUCACUCCGUGGUUAACGGACUUGGGUUAUCAAAACUGCUUCAUCUCUGCAGCCUUUGUUGGUAUGGCUGCGUCGGCAGUCUUCCUUAUCAUGAUCAAGUACGGCAAGCGUUUGCGUGUUAGAAGCAGUAGUAAGUACUACAGUAUCGUGGCCGCAGAUAAGGCGAUGAGUUAG
Molecule: messenger RNA, 1611 nt
Organism: Alternaria atra
Lineage: Eukaryota; Fungi; Ascomycota; Dothideomycetes; Pleosporales; Pleosporaceae
Exons: 5
Coding region: 1-1611 (536 amino acids)
Biological process (GO): transmembrane transport
Molecular function (GO): transmembrane transporter activity
Source: RefSeq, a predicted model, not a curated record